Messenger RNA from Sphaeroforma arctica JP610, 2828 nucleotides. RefSeq lists its product as hypothetical. The transcript is spliced from 4 exons. Bases 1 to 2439 code for a protein of 812 amino acids. The record is from RefSeq and is a predicted model, not a curated record. Lineage: Eukaryota; Ichthyosporea; Ichthyophonida.
AUGGAAACUCAGAUAGGCGCAAAGACCUGCGAUUCGCGCACGCCCAUCCCUUCAAGACCGUCCAUGAUUGCUGCAGAACCCAGAGAACAUACCCCGGAGGGCGCAGGAUUGAUGCCAAGAAGUCCCACGGUUGUAAAAGAUGCACAUGUCAUUCAAAAUUCUGCUGAUUUGCUCAAUAUCAAAGUGGCUGUUGAUAGUACGGACACAAACAAAGAAGACAUGCCAUCCGCAGAGAGAAGUUGUGAUAUUAGGAAUUGCACUAACAAGCGGGAUGUCAGUGAGAGUCCAAGCACGAGAAACGAGGCGGAGCCUAAGAAGCUACGAUCCCAAGGGCACAUUAAUACCGAUCCAAAACUGGGAGUUUGUCCGGAGGGGUCUUAUACCGCCGAUACGCAACUUGUCAUGGGUUUCGUGCAAUCAAACAGGGUGCAGAAAAUGUCACCUACCAGAGGCCAGAGCGACAGUACACAUACCCUGUCUCCUACGCAGGUAUACAGUCUUGCGCCCAUCAAAGACCACGGUUCAGACUUCACCGGGCAGAGGAUAGGAAUUAGCGUACCUGAUUCUCUUAUUGGUUUGCAUCAACAUAGUGCUAGGGACCCCGCUUGCCAUGCGGAUACAAAUAUAAUCGGUCCGUCAGCACUUCCUUCAUCCUUGCCGGGUACUCAACAAGCUUCUUGUCAGUCCCAGACCGCACAAGAGCAACCUGAAUCGACCCAAAUACAGGGGAACAGUUUACCUCUGGGCGAAAGUCAGUCAGUGCUCUCAUUUACGGACAGCAUGUUUAUCGAAGCUGAGAAUAAUUUCGGGACGCUAAUGGCUCAGGUUGUGGCUAAAAACGACAGCUAUAUCAUUGUUGAAUCCAAGGAGCCUCAGGCCGACAUAGCUCCCUGGGUAUUUACAUCUGCGGCAAGGCCAGCACUUUCGGGCAGCAUUCUUGGCGAAGCGGAGAACAACGAUAUGAAAGUCACUGAACAGGCUGCCGGCUCAGCAUCUGUCGAAACCAAGGACCCACGAGUCAGUGUCGAGGCUAGUACGCUGACAUCACCUGCUGCGAGGCCAGAAUUCACGGAUAGUAUGUUUAUCGAGGCGGAGAAGAAUUUUAUGGAGAUAAUGGCACAGGCGGCGCCAAAAAGGGUUGUUGAAUCCAAGGACCCCCAUGCCAAAAUAAACACAAUAACGUUGACCAAAUCUGAUGGCGUCUCUGAGCACGAAGUCGCGGCACUAGCCGAAGAGUGUAUUCGUGACGAGGUCAUUCAGGAUGCCCAGACUGCUCCAACUACCAUGCCAGGUUUCAUCAUGGGAGGUAAAGUCGUGGUUGUGUCACAACAGAAAUUGGAGGAAUCCCGAGCAAAGUUCGGUCCCAUACUGAGCGGACUGGAAGCCCUUACCGCCAGCGACGAUGUUUGCCAAUUGCAAAGCUUGCGCUCGACUGGAAAUUCUACUCUCAGAAAAAACUCAUAUCAGCCAGUAGGCAAAGAUACACCGAGUAUGAAAGGGUUUGGAGGCAUCGCACCAUUUAAACUGCCCAAAUUCAAAAAUGGUGGGCCCAAUGGACCUAAGUCCGGAUUUCCUAUCAAUUCAGAAGUAGCGAACUUCACGGGCAUAUCAACUAGUAGUAUGAGUACACUACAAAAACCAAAUAUAAGCAGAAAGCCCAUGCUCAGGAGCAGACCUUUGAAUAAUGGCACAAAUAUCGUCUGCACUGAUGAGUCUACCCAGCAAGUAACAAGCUGGUCAGCUGGAUUGGGAAAGGCAGACGCUACAGGAAUUGGUCUUCCCGUCAGUGGGGUUCUGGCAAUGCAGUUGGAAACCAUCGAGAGCGCCCCUGGUAAUCGAGAGAACCGCAGAGUGUGUGAAGACUGUUCCAUACUUCAAACCUCGAGCACUGGUGAUAAUGCAGAUGAAAUAGCACGGAAUGGCAAUUUUGUGAUGGGUGGCAGAAACGUCGUCGUGGAUGAUAAAGUGAUAUUAGUGGCAAAAGGGGCACUAGGACUACAAGCAGAUAAGAAAGCAUUUGAAACCGUCAAUAAUGAAGAGGAAGCAAUCAGACGCACAGCAUUGGCUACAGGAUGCGAAACCGCUAAAUUAAUCCCACCAGCCUCAGCGACAGCGCUACAGUCUAGCUCACGGAUAAAUGCUGCCUCCUUCGCACCGAUACUGAGAACAGCGCAAGCUAAUCAGUCAAGCGGCAAUGAAAUCGGCGGACACUCUGCUAUACCAGGCAUACCCUCGGCGGUGGUGGUGGCUGUCACACCACGCCACAGUCGGAUCCAAACAUCAACAGCAUUCAAGCCACCCAUGCCCCGGCUAUCACUACCGAAGAAUGAUGUGAAUGGCACAGUGAUGCAGAGCGGAGUGCCUCGUAAAAGGCGCUCAACUCGCUCCUCCUAUCAGAGAAGGUCGAUCCAAAGAGUCCAUAUACGGGGAAGCAAGUAGAGGGAGGAGAUGCUGUAUCGUAGGGCUGUCAAGGAGGACAGCCACUCCUUCGUCCAGGUAGAAUUUCUCCUGCCACAACUUCGACUGGCAGAAAGCUCACUAUGGUCAUGGGAGCAAAUAUCGCGUAAUAUUGCAAGUGUAGGAGCUCAUACGAGGCGCUCACUGCGCUCCGCAUGGAGCUGGAGUUCAGUCCCUAGGAGUACCGGAAGGGGCAAGCGCGACCAGCGGCUCAAGCUAACCAACCUAGGCUAUUACACCGAUGGCACUAGCAUCGAGACGGACAAUACAUGGUAAUUCAACUGCAGCAGAGAGAGGAGAUACUGGAUCAUAGAGCAGAGAAACACCUUCCGCAGCUCCCGUCAGCAGGAAGCGCACGAUCUCGAUGAGAG